GAUGGCGAAACCCAAGCGGCUCCCGGGGGGGUUUGAACUGGCCAAUGGGCGAGGUGCCGACCGGGUGUCGGAAAAGGAGGCGGAAGCGGGGAGGAGCCGCCGCCAGAGCCGGACUACAUCCGCCGCGGCGUCUCCAUGGCACGGCCCUGGCCUCCGACUUCAACGACUUCAUAAGGCGGCGUUUCUGGGCUCAGCCGUGUCGCUCCUGGACAGUUGCUGUGUGACUUGGACAGUAGAGGAGCGCCUCCCAAGUUUUCAUCCAACUGCCACCCCCAAAGCUUCCACUCUCCCCUCAGAGAGGACGUUUGAUGCCGGGCCCCUUGAGAGGCUCAUUGACAAGCCUGCCCCUCUGGGUCCCCCUGAGCAGAGCCUGCUGACCCACUUGCCCACUUUGCGGCUUUGAUGCCUAGCCAUGUCUGCCUCAUCCUCAGGCGGCUCCCCCAGGUUUCCAUCGUGCGGGAAGAACGGAGUAACGAGUCUCACGCAGAAAAAGGUCUUGAGAACACCUUGUGGCGCACCAAGUGUAACCGUGACGAAAUCUCACAAGCGAGGAAUGAAAGGGGACACUGUGAAUUUGCGGCGGAGUGUCCGGGUGAAAACCAAGAAUCCACCUCAUUGCCUGGAGAUCACGCCACCGUCUUCAGAAAAGCUGGUCUCAGUGAUGCGGUUAAGUGACCUCUCUACAGAAGAUGAUGACUCAGGUCACUGUAAAAUGAAUCAUUAUGAUAAGAAGAUUGACAGUCUUAUGAAUGCAGUUGGUUGUCUGAAGUCUGAGGUCAAGAUGCAGAAGGGUGAGCGCCAGAUGGCCAAAAGGUUCCUGGAGGAGCGGAAGGAAGAGCUGGAGGAGGUGGCCCACGAACUGGCUGAGACUGAGCAUGAGAACACGGUGCUGAGGCACAACAUUGAGCGCAUGAAGGAGGAGAAGGACUUCACCAUACUUCAGAAGAAACACCUACAACAGGAGAAGGAGUGCCUCAUGUCCAAGCUGGUAGAGGCGGAAAUGGAUGGGGCUGCAGCUGCCAAGCAGGUCAUGGCCUUGAAGGAUACCAUCGGGAAGCUGAAAACGGAGAAACAAAUGACCUGCACGGACAUCAACACCCUGACGAGGCAGAAGGAACUUCUCCUGCAGAAGCUGAGCACAUUUGAAGAGACCAACCGCACCCUCCGAGACCUCUUGAGGGAACAGCACUGCAAAGAGGAUUCUGAAAGACUAAUGGAGCAACAAGGAGCACUACUGAAACGGCUGGCGGAGGCCGACUCUGAGAAAGCGCGUCUUCUGUUGCUGCUGCAAGACAAGGACAAGGAGGUGGAAGAGCUCCUUCAGGAAAUACAAUGUGAGAAGGCUCAAGCAAAGACAGCCUCUGAGCUUUCUAAAUCCAUGGAGUCCAUGCGUGGGCAUUUGCAGGCACAGCUUCGGUCCAAAGAGGCUGAGAACAGUCGCCUGUGCAUGCAGAUCAAGAAUCUGGAGCGCAGUGGGAAUCAGCACAAGGCAGAAGUGGAGGCCAUCAUGGAGCAGCUGAAGGAGUUGAAGCAGAAGGGAGACCGAGACAAAGAGAGCUUGAAGAAGGCCAUCCGAGCCCAGAAGGAGCGAGCCGAGAAGAGCGAGGAGUACGCCGAGCAGCUGCACGUGCAACUCGCCGACAAGGAUCUUUAUGUUGCUGAAGCUUUAUCCACCCUGGAGUCCUGGAGGAGCCGCUACAACCAAGUCGUAAAAGACAAGGGAGACCUCGAGCUGGAAAUUAUUGUCCUGAAUGACCGGGUAACAGAUCUUGUAAACCAACAACAAACCUUGGAGGAGAAGAUGCGGGAAGACCGGGAUAGCCUGGUGGAGAGACUACACCGUCAGACUGCCGAGUAUUCUGCAUUCAAGCUGGAGAAUGAGAGGCUGAAGGCCAGCUUUGCCCCAAUGGAGGACAAGCUCAACCAGUCACACCUUGAGGUCCAGCAGCUGAAGGCCUCAGUGAAGAACUACGAGGGGAUGAUUGACAACUAUAAGAGUCAGGUGAUGAAGACCAGAUUGGAGGCUGAUGAAGUAGCUGCCCAGCUAGAACGCUGUGACAAAGAGAACAAGAUCCUUAAAGAUGAGAUGAACAAAGAAAUUGAGGCGGCACGAAGGCAGUUCCAGUCCCAGCUGGCUGACCUGCAGCAGCUCCCUGACAUCCUGAAGAUCACGGAGGCGAAGCUGGCUGAGUGCCAAGACCAACUGCAGGGCUAUGAGCGGAAGAACAUCGAUCUCACAGCCAUCAUAUCAGACCUGCGCAGCCGGAUCGAACAUCAGGGGGACAAGCUGGAGAUGGCGAGAGAGAAACAUCAGGCUUCCCAGAAGGAAAAUAAACAGCUGAGUCUGAAGGUGGAUGAACUGGAGAGGAAACUGGAGGCGACCAGUGCCCAGAAUAUCGAGUUCCUACAGGUGAUUGCCAAGAGGGAGGAGGCAAUCCACCAGUCCCAGCUGCGGCUGGAGGAGAAAACACGGGAAUGUGGGACCCUGGCAAGGCAGUUGGAGAGUGCCAUUGAAGAUGCGAGGAGGCAGGUGGAACAAACCAAGGAGCACGCACUCUCCAAGGAGCGAGCAGCCCAGAACAAAAUCCUGGACCUUGAGACCCAGCUGAGCAGAACCAAAACUGAACUGAGCCAGCUGCGGCGGAGCCGUGAUGAUGCGGACCGCCGCUACCAGAGCCGGCUGCAAGACCUGAAAGAUCGCCUGGAGCAGUCCGAGAGCACUAACCGCAGCAUGCAGAACUACGUCCAGUUCCUCAAAUCAUCAUAUGCUAACGUGUUUGGGGAUGGUCCCUACACCACCUACCUGACCAGCUCUCCCAUCCGCUCCCGAUCUCCUCCUGUCUGAGACCACCUAUCCAGGGCCUGGAGCCCUGACAGAAGCUGUGGGAACUCAGGAGUUGCCAAACCAUAGCUGGGAAGCCUGGUGGUUUUCCUCUCCCAGUGAUAAAAUGUGUUCAGGGUCUUGUCCUUAGCUACUAGCUCUAGAAAAGUCCCAAAAGCAGCAGAAGGUGAAGCAGGAAGCACUUGGUUUUCUCCUCCCUGAUACAGUCAACCUCAUGGAAGUUUUAAAAUUUCCUCGACAGGCCUUAAAUUUACUACUACAUUAGGGUACCAGAUUUUAACUUUCCAUGACUUUGCUCCUUCCUUUCCCGAGAAAAUAUUUCCACUGGAUUUUUUCCACCACUCCCCUUAUAGCCCUCAUUGUUUUAGGAAUCUCUCAGGUUUUCUCUGACCUAUACCAGCAGGAGCUGCUCCUGGGCUGUGAGCACCAUCACUUGCUGUUUUUUUCUGAUUUCACAAGUGUGGUGUUUUCCCAAGGCUCCCUUCCCGAGCUCAGUGCAAACCUGUCACUCCCGAGUUUCUUUGAGGCCACUUGCUCCCAAGCACUUCACAAUAGACCCUUGAGGGCUUGUGUCCAUUUGGCCUUUUAUAAGUGUAAUGCCAAUCUCAUUGAUUUUUCUUUCUCUUUGUCUGGUUUGUAUCUCCGGAAUGCAUUUAUUCUUGAAAUAUUUGUGUGAUUUUACAAAAAGGUUUUAUAAUCAGUUAUUUAAGGCUCCAUUUGAUUAUUUCCUUUACCCAACUGCUCCUCAUCCCUCCUCUAAAAAAUGAUAAAGUAAAAUGCUGCAGGAGAGCCAGUAGACAUUUUUUAAAUACUUGGUGCCUGAAACAUCAGGCUUUUCAUUUCAUUUUAGCUCAGGUUGAUGCUUUCACAUUAAAAUCAGUGAACUGUGAAGAGGAAACAAACUGUAAGAAGGUAUUACUCAGUGUUUUAGGGUAGACCACUGUAGCUGUUAAGAGGACGGGAUGGUGUACAGUAUAAAUUUUAUUUUUAAAGUGUGAA
This is a messenger RNA of Cebus imitator (Panamanian white-faced capuchin), 3841 nucleotides long. It is a transcript of the gene ODF2, whose product is annotated as outer dense fiber of sperm tails 2. The coding region runs from base 413 to 2845 and encodes 810 amino acids. The record is from RefSeq and is a predicted model, not a curated record. NCBI's taxonomy places the organism in Eukaryota, Metazoa, Chordata, Mammalia, Primates, Cebidae. The transcript is spliced from 21 exons. Gene Ontology annotation, biological process: regulation of cilium assembly. Gene Ontology annotation, cellular component: centrosome.